GGGGGGGUACUGAUUGAGAACUUGUUGAGCGGAGAGGCUGUUCUUGUUCUGAAUAGCUCAAUAUCGACGCUCAACGUGGAUGACAAAGAUGGAAUCAUAGGCGAUUACGUGAAACGUUUUGAUUUGAUUUCCGUAUUUGGCAAAUUAAACACUACUAAUGGCGCUACGCUACUGUGUGUAACUAGUACGCACACAGAGGUGAGGUUUUCGGAUGGAUCGUGCAUAUAUCGUAUCAACACCUGUGAACUGGCACAAGUAAGCGGUAAUAGUAUCGUUAGAGAUGCCGAUCUUCUAAAAGGGAUGCGAGCCCUAGUGGCCGAUGGAUCGUUCUAUUUUGCAAGUGAGGGCUAUGACGUAACACGUUCUGAGCAAGUCAAAUAUGAAGAAGGUUUAGCAGGAGUCGCGGACGAGCCAGACGCUGGAGUAAUGUGGAAUGGUGCAUUGAUGAAGGAUUUCACCAAUGCACAAAUCGGUGCACCUCUCUGCCCUCCCUGCAUCCGCGGCUACGUUUCUUUUCGUAAGAUAUACACAGGCAUGACUGAAAAUUUAGCGGGUAUAAUUAGCCGUUCUGGCUGUGGUCGUGCUGGAACGCGGUUCCAAACAAGAGGUGUGGAUGACGAUGGAAUGGUAGCUAACUUCGCUGAAACAGAACAGAUUAUCGAGGUGAACGGCGCUGUGAUUUCAUAUCUACAAAUUCGUGGAUCCGUACCUCUAUUCUGGGAACAGCCCGGAAUUAAUGUUGGGAAACACAAGGUACAAAUACCUCGCAGCAUGGACGCCAUGAUGCCUGCAUUUGAGAAGCACUUUACUCAGCUGCUGCCCCGUUACGGGCCUGUCAGAUGUCUCAAUCUAUUAGAGCAACAGGGGGAAGUCGACGGCGAGCCUUUACUGAGUAGAGAAUUUGAAGUGCAUGUGAAGGAGCUUAUGCGUCAACAGAAAUGCCGCAUGUGUACAGGUGAAGGCCAGUGGGGCGAGGAUGUGAGUAUAGUGUCAUUUGACUUCCACAAGGAAACUCGUGGAAGUAAGUAUGAGAAUCUUUCACGAUUGCUAAAUGCUAUCCAUGAGCCCAUAGUCACGUCGUCCUAUUUCUAUCGACCAGGCCCUGGCGCUACACCAGUGAAUCGACAAUCAGGUGUAUUCCGAACGAAUUGUCUUGAUUGCUUGGAUCGAACGAAUGCUGUGAUGCAGCUGAUCGGUCAGAAAGCAUUGCAAAUCCAGCUCGACGUACUAGGCAUCGAAAUCAGACACCUAUCAAGAUUCCAGGACUCUUACAAAGAAAUGUGGUAUCAGAAUGGUGACGCUAUCAGCAUGGCCUACGCUGGCACGGGUGCCAUGAAAGCUGAUUUCACACUGACUGGCAAGAGAACUAAAAAGGGUAUAUACAAUGAUGGCAAAAAGUCUCUGAAAAGACUGGUACAGAAUAAUCAGGACGAUAAACGGCAGGCUAUUAUAGAUGUUAUGCUCAGGGCCAAAGGUUCAACAGAACUCAGCAUGGCAAUGAAUGAGAAGAACCAGAACAAGACGGUGAAUCAGACGAUACACAGAGCUUUACUGGAACGUAGUGAGGAGUACUGCGAUGUGAGUGGCCUGCGGCUGUGUGUAGCCACAUGGAAUACAAACAAUGGCAAAAAUUUCGACCAUACAAACCUCGCCGACUGGUUAGUGGCCCCUUGUGAAGGUGAUCCGCCUGAUAUUUAUGCGAUAGGCUUUCAAGAAAUUGUGAACAUUGAGGCGAAAAGUAUAUACAAAGCCGAUGAAGGGAAUAUGGAGCAAUGGCGGCUAAGGAUCACGGCUGCUCUGGCUCAGCAGAAUCUCAAGUACAAUUUGCUGGCGCAGAGACAGUUAGUAGGGGUGGCUUUGCUGAUCUUCGUCGCCGUUCCUGCCCUACCAUACGUGCGUGAUGUUGUGAUCACUAAAUGCAACGUUGGGAUGCACGGACUUGCGGGUAAUAAAGGUGGAAUUGGAAUUCGAUUUGCAUUUCGCAAUACCAGUAUCUGCUUUGUAAGUGCACAUUUAGCGGCGGGACAAUCUAACGUGCAGGACAGAAUCGACGAUUACAAGGACAUCACCAAGUCACUCGAUUUUGGGAAACGCAGAUGCGUGUUGGAUCAUAACUAUGUUUUCUGGAUGGGCGAUUUCAAUUUCCGUGUCAACUUGCCAAGAGAUGUAGUUAUACCUGCCAUAGAAGCCGGCAAUUACAGUCUCCUGUUACAGAACUGUCAACUACAGUCGGCACGCGACCGAGGACUCGUUUUCCAGGGUUUCGAAGAGGGAGAAAUUAUUUUUGCGCCGACGUACAAAUAUGACGUCAACUCUGAUACAUAUGACACAAGUGAAAAACAGCGCACGCCAUCAUGGACAGAUCGUAUCCUGUGGCGUGUAAAUGGCGAAAGCGUGUUGAACUCUGUCCUCCGCUAUUACAACCGCGUGGAUAGUAUCAGAACUUCGGAUCAUCGCCCUGUGGUUGCGGUGCUUGACAUCAACGUUGCUAUUGUGGACGAGCAAGCUCGUAAAAGUGUGUACAAAUCCUUAGUCCGUGACGGUUCGGCUGUGGAGCCCUGUGUGGAUGUAUCAGGGUUGCCGGCCGAUGCGACACCAAACGAUGUGCGCGCUCUGUUUCAGCCAUUUGGUCGUGUCAUGGCUCUCAAACUGUAUGAACCUGGCAGCGCACGAGUCACAUUUGCGGAUGAGGAUAGUGCCGUAUCCUGCACCUCACUCUCUGGAUCGAGUUUUGGCAGUCGUACCUUAACGAUAAACCUGGUAGACCCCUCGAACGACGAUUAUGUAUCCCGUAGAUCCGUGGACCUGGAUAGUAUGAGGAGUGGAUCUCUUCGCAGUAGAACGGACAUGAAUGAUACUACUUCUUUGAUGUCGGACAUGUCAUCGUACACCUCUGCAAACGGCCGAUUGCAACCACUCCCUUCAUUCAUUGGAAACGAUGGUAAUGGAUCAGAUAAUGACAAUAUAAUAUUUGGUAGCUCACCGAGUAUGUCGCGAGCGAGUGAAGUCAGGGAACCUGAAAAACCAUACAGACCGGCGGCGUUCAGCGAUGACCGCGGCAGUUCCAAAUCAGUCUCGCGACCGUCUGUUCCGGCACCCGCACGCCCCCCAGCACUUCCUUUAUUAUCGAUAGACAGUCCGUCUGUGAUAAGUGAAAGGCUUGAGCAUGGCGAACAUUUACCUACUAAUCUAAGUAGGGGCCGCCCGCCCGCACGCCCGCGCGCUCCAUCUGAGGAGAGUCUGAAUGCCAUCAUUGCGCUGACAGGCAGCAGCAGAGGAACGUCUGAGGGACCCACUACCAGACCACCGAGACCAAAGCAGUCUUUGAGUGAAAGUACAAGAUCAUUCAGCACUGAGACUCGGGACUUGAGCGCUGAAGAAAGCCAGUAUUCGGAUCACGCACGUACGCCAGACGUUGUGCAAAAGCCCAGACCUGUAGACUCUAUAAACACCGUUCCCACGCGACAGACGAUCCCGCGUAAACCAGCGUAUAAGGUGCCAGAACUGCCGCAGAAACCACGUCAGACACCACACACUUUGACUCGGCGCCCAACUAAUCCGCCGCUGCCGCAGUCGAGCGAUGAUGAGUCCUAUAGCCAGAGGCACGGCAACUCCGGGAGUGACAGUGAGAGCAGUGCUAGCGAGACUUCCGACGACGAUGCGGAUGGUUUAGGAAUUGAGGAAAGCUUUACUGAGAUGAAUGUCAGCUCACUGCGAAGCCCAUCUCCUCCGCCAGCGCGGAUGGCUGAGAAUGGGCCUGUGAAAACAGGAAAGGCUGUUCCAGCCAAAUUGCCUCCCAGGAAUAGACCACCGCAGAACCCGUCGCCCGCUCCGUCGCUGUCGCCUGCACAAUCACCACAGCUGCAGCACACGUCACGUGGUGCAUUACCCGCAAAGCCGUCGGCACUGCCUCCGCGACAGCCACCUCCGCCCAAAAGCACAGCACGCGAUAGUGCUGUACCUGUCAGUCGCCGCGGACCACCUGUCAGUCGCCACGGACCACCGGUCAAGGCGCCCCCGUCCUUGUCAAGCGUAGGUUCUGGUGAUAUCUCCAGCACUCCCUUCUCCCCCAAACCACCUCGCAGUCCCGCACCCGCUCCUGCGCCACUCGUACCGCAUAAAAGCCCAGAGCCAAGGGCACCAGGUAGGACUGCAGAUGUCUCAGGUAAGCCCUCGCCCUCCAUACCCGUAGGCAGUGCCCCCCCACCGUCACGUCCUCCGCCCGGCUAUAGUGGCAGGUCUAUUACGCAACCCUCCCCUGAACCUCCCACACAGCGAAGUGCUCGGAGCAACGAGGAAUCUGCAGAACGUGUAUUGCCCAUGCCCACCCGUACACCCACAAGCGGACCGGUACACCCACCCCCACAACGGAGAAGCGUGACGCCUAAUAUCACUGCGAUGCACUCUGCCUCUGCGCCUCCUCCGUUGCCAGCCAUGCCACCCAGAAGUAAACCGCCGAGCAUUGCAACACGGACAGACUCUUCCUCUAGGGUCACACCGCCGAGCCUGCCGCCCAGAGGCACACAUAUCCCGUCGACACCGACAUUUGAUAGCGAUUCAGAUAGCGAAUCGAGUGAUGCCGAUAGUGUUGUUGCAGACCAAUAUUCGGGAUCAGAUGAGAACACAGACGAGGAUAGUGAAGCGGAAACACUAGUGCCCCGGGUGCCACAGAAGCCGAAACGCCCGAAUAUGCUGUAA
Molecule: messenger RNA, 4698 nt
Organism: Sphaeroforma arctica JP610
Lineage: Eukaryota; Ichthyosporea; Ichthyophonida
Exons: 16
Biological process (GO): phosphatidylinositol dephosphorylation
Molecular function (GO): phosphatidylinositol-4,5-bisphosphate 5-phosphatase activity; RNA binding
Source: RefSeq, a predicted model, not a curated record